Molecule: messenger RNA, 408 nt
Organism: Theileria equi strain WA
Lineage: Eukaryota; Apicomplexa; Aconoidasida; Piroplasmida; Theileriidae
Exons: 1
Coding region: 1-408 (135 amino acids)
Source: RefSeq, a predicted model, not a curated record
AUGCCAGCAUGCACCGUUCCAAUAGUAUACUCUUGGGAUGGAUUGGUCACAAAAUACCACGCAAAGCACCUAGAGAAAAUCGCGGUGCCCAUAAAAAUCAGAGCCUACAUGCAGACUAGAGUACUACGUACCACCUUAGAUUCGGUAACUCAUGAUCGAAGAAGAGGAGUUGAAGAAAGAGAACCAGAAGAAAAGCUGGAAGACAUCUUCGAAAGGUUCCUCGGAAACCUCGACAAAGAGGAAAAACCUCUUGAAGAGGAAGAAGUGGAAAACGAACUCGAAUUCUCUCGCGACCGAGUAAUAAGGAUCAGGAAGAAAAUAAAACGUAGAAGAACCGCUGCUUCUAGAAGGUCUGAAGGCCCCCAAAACCUACGGAAAAUCCGUAGGAUCUACAAGGGUAGAAACUAA